AUGCGUUGUCUGAUCCUAGUCGCGUUAGUUGGCGUGUCCUGCAUGGCUGUUGUCGUUCCUCCUGCACGAAAUAACGUAGCGGAAUGUGUGAUGUGCGAACUUGCUGUACGUAUCACUGCUCCAAGACUUGGAAAGGAUACGGUUGAAAUUGAAGAGGUAUUCAACAACGAAUGUAAAAAAGAGCUAAAGCUUCCCAUCGAGUACAAGGAAUGCGAGAAGUACAUUGACAAGCACCUCGAUCCUAUCAUCCAUGAGCUCGAAUCAGGAACAGCUCCAAAAGAUGUUUGUACUAAGCUACAUGGUUGUAAAUAA
Necator americanus (New World hookworm) is the source of this 312-nucleotide messenger RNA. RefSeq lists its product as uncharacterized. The transcript is spliced from 2 exons. The coding region runs from base 1 to 312 and encodes 103 amino acids. NCBI's taxonomy places the organism in Eukaryota, Metazoa, Nematoda, Chromadorea, Rhabditida, Ancylostomatidae. The record is from RefSeq and is a predicted model, not a curated record.